Molecule: messenger RNA, 1098 nt
Organism: Trichomonas vaginalis G3
Lineage: Eukaryota; Parabasalia; Trichomonadida; Trichomonadidae
Product: spectrin binding
Exons: 1
Coding region: 1-1098 (365 amino acids)
Molecular function (GO): protein binding
Source: RefSeq, a predicted model, not a curated record
AUGAACAACUCCGCCGAAGCGAAAAAAGCCUUCAAACACUGCUGUAAUGGAUCUGAAGAAGCAUUUAUGGCCCUUGUUCCAGGCAGUGUAAAUAUAAAUUUCCAAAUUCCAACAAGUGAAUUCAAUCGUCUGUUUCUUGAAAACCCAUCUUUCCUUCACUGUGCUGCAGCUCACGGAAAAGAAAAAAUGGCAUCUCUUUUAAUCAAUUUAGGCAUUAAUUUAGAUUUAAGAGAUGGAAAAGGUCGAACUGCAGCAGCAUUGGCAUGCUAUUUCGAUAAUCCUCGCACUCUAGAAGUAAUUUUACAAGCAGGAGCAGAUCCAUUUAUCAAUGAUUACAAUGGUUAUGCACCAAUUCACUGGGCAGUCUGGAAAAACAGUAUUGACUGCAUUAAAUUACUAUUAAAUUACGGAGCAGAUCCAUGUGUCCACAAUUUUGCACUUAGAGAACCUAUACACAUUGCAGCUCGUCAAGGUUUUGUUCCAUUAAUUGAAUUUUUACUUUCUAAAGGAGCAAAUAUUAACGCAAGAACAAUUGAUGGCAGGACACCUCUUUACGAAGCGACGUGUGCAACAGAUGAAGCAACAAAAACUACAGGAAGAAUAGAAACAGUUGAAUAUCUUUUAUUACAUGGAGCUGAUGCUUCAAUUCCUGAUUUAAUUGGCAGAUCUCCAUUACAUUGGGCUGCUUUUUAUGGCCAUCUUAAAGUUGUGCAACUUUUAAUUGAACAUAAUGCAGAAGUUACAAAAGCUGAUGAUGAAGGCGUUUGCCCAAUACAUUUAGCAUGCUUGUCAUGCGUUCUUGACUUAGUUGGAGCUCUUACAAAUGCUGGAGCUGACCUGAAUUGCAGUGAUAAGCAUAUGAGAGUUCCAUUACACUACGCUGGUAAAGCAGGAUCGCUUCCUGUAGUUAAAUAUCUUCUUGCACGUCAUGUUAAAACUGGAAUUGCAGAUGAUAAUGGAGAUCUUCCAAUUAUGGUUGUUGAUCCACAAAAUACAGAAAUUAUUGAAGAAAUUCAAAGACAUUCUGAUCAGUCAAAGCAGUUUAUGGCAAAAAUUCAACCAAAUAAAGCAGCAAAUAACACUUCAUUCAGAAAUUAA